AUGUUGGCAUAUUGGGAAUUGUGUUGUAAGAUAUCCUUAGAGCAAAGCAGACCCUCUCCGGAUAUCGCUAUAAGAGAGUCUCAAACAGCCUAUGCAAAGUUCACUAAUGCGCAGAUCCACAAGAAUGUCAUCCAUAGAUCGCCCCCUCAAAAUAUAUCCCUAACUCAACGGUGGAUGCCUCCAUGUAAUGAUUUUGUAAAAGUUAAUGUGGAUGCCUCUUGGAAGCAAGGUAUGGAUGUGGCUAGUGUGGGGGUCAUAAUUCGAAGAGCCGAUGGGUCUUUCCUGGCAGGUUUCUCAGGCCCAACCAAUGCAUCCUCCUCAAUUGAGGUUGAGACUUUGGCAAUAUUGGAAGGCUGCAAGUUUGCUCUUCAUGAGGGUUUGAAUAAUGUGAUAAUCGAAUCCGACUCACGCGAGGCGAUUUCUAGUGUUCAUGGAAGCAUUGUGAGAGGGAGGUGGCAUUAUACCCUUUUCUCAAAACCAUUCGAUAGUUCUCUAGUAAUUUUCAUCAAUGUUAUUGGUCUUGGAUUCCCAGAAUUGCCAACUUAG
Molecule: messenger RNA, 546 nt
Organism: Prunus armeniaca (apricot)
Lineage: Eukaryota; Viridiplantae; Streptophyta; Magnoliopsida; Rosales; Rosaceae
Source: the annotation of a GenBank genome assembly